AGUCUGGUGUCAGAUACACGGUUAAAUCAAAACAAAUAAAGACUAGCCUGUUGCGGGGCUGAGAAUUCAUUUUCCCGUGAUCAUCUGAAAUCACAUUCGUCUUGACAUGGAUGAAACACUCUUCCAGCUAAAGUUUACUUCCAAGCAACUUGAGAGACUGGCCAAGAAGGCAGAGAAGGAGUCUGAAAAGGAGCAGGCCAAGGUCAAGAAGGCUUUGCAACAGAAAAACGUGGAAUGUGCCAGAGUUUAUGCAGAGAAUGCCAUCCGGAAAAAAAAUGAAGGUCUUAAUUGGCUGCGCAUGUCGUCACGAGUGGACGCGGUGGCCUCUAAAGUCCAGACUGCUGUCACCAUGAAGGCAGUGACCAAAAGCAUGGGCCAGGUGACCAAGGCCCUGGACAAAGCUCUGAACUCAAUGGACCUCCAGAAGGUCUCUGCGGUCAUGGAUAAGUUUGAAAGUCAAGUACAGAACCUUGACGUCCACACCUCAGUGAUGGAGGACUCCAUGAGCUCGGCGAUGACACUGACCACGCCUCAGGACCAGGUCGAUGACCUGAUUCACCAAAUAGCAGAGGAGAGUGGGCUGGAGGUGAUGGACCAGCUCAACCAGCUGCCAGCGGGAGCCACCUCAUUGGGUGGAGAGAGCGCACGCCAAGAGAAGGAGGACCAGCUGUCUCGACGUUUGGCUGCUCUGCGGAACUGAGGGCUCCUCCAGCAGCGGUGACGGGGCUCACAGCUGCGUGGAAGCAGACGUGCUUAAUGACGCCGUCAGGAGCUGUGUGUGUGUGUGUGUGUUUAUGUUGAACUGUUCCUACCGGGAGGACUUAAUGAGGCUAUUGAUUACCACUCCCCUGCUCUAUAAAUACACAGACACAACGGCUAGAAAUACCACCUGAGGAGGUAUGAGUCUCUCUCUGGUUCACCUUCCCGUUUCGAUCCGUCUCUUCUCCUAUUUCUGUUUUCCCCUCUAAUUCCCCAUUGGAUCUCAUCUUACCCUCCACUUUUCCCUUUUUCCUCCCUUUUUAUCCCUUUUUCUCCACCACCACCUCCUCGUCUGUCUACGCCCUUCCAUUUCCCAAAUCACACAUUUUGCAUUUAUGCUUUGUAUAAAAAGAAAAACAUUUUACAAACUGUUUGAUUUACAAUGAUGAAAGUAAAGAGUUUUAAUGAGCAGUUAUAGUAAUUAUAACGGAGGUGUCCCUGUCAUAAGGUGAAGGGUGAGUCAAAGAUAUGUGUACAUGUUGUUUUCAAGUAUUUUGGGGAUCUGUCUGUGGGAAAUUGUUUCAAUGGACAAUUCUGUUGGGAGGAAGGAAACAGAAAUUUAAUGGAACAAAAAUAUCCUCUGACUUUAAAGUAAGUUUAAAGUAAAGUUGUAGUUUAACUUGGUGGCAUGUUGCUAACACUAAGACAUCGUCUCCUUCCUUCCUCAAAUCUGCCCAAGUAUCAACCGCUUCUCGACACCAUUAUAGACAUUGUAUAAAACAAAUGACAGUCCUCCCAUCUUUUGUUUACCAAUGUCAAAAUGGAUUAUGUUUGUUUUCUUUUUUUUUUUUGUUAUUAUUCAGAUAUGUUGGUGAUUAUUUCUCAUGCCUGUCUUCAGACUUUAUUGCUUUGAACGCCUUAUUUGGGAUGCAGGUGCUUGCAUAGGCGCUUCCCUCACCAGUGCCUGAAGGACAGUAGUUUAGAGAUAUGUCUUUAACUCUGUAGCGUGAAGUUGCCUCAUCUCUUUUUGGUUUUGGGUGUUUGAUUUGAGGUGUUGACACUCUCCCCCAGCAACAUUGAAACCUCAUUCAGAUAUUUUUAGAAGCGUCUCUGUCUCAAAAUAACCCGAUCAUGCCCACCUGUCUCAGUUUCAUCCUGGACUGUUUGAGGAGUAAGACGUCAUCUCAGAACAGGGAUGCACACGCUGGAUCUUUUUUUUUUCUUAAUUUGACAAGGAUCAGUUGCUCUUCCUAAUUUGCCUUGUAAACCACACAUUUGCUUGAAUGUUCAUUUGUUAGGUUUCAGGUAAAACGCUGGAGAUGUGCUGGAAGAUGUUUUGCAUCAUGAGCAGGACAGAUUUAAAGACUGAAGAAUAAAAUGUACAAAGGCAUCAGAAUAUGUUUGAGUUAACAAAAGACGGGGACCUUUUUUUCUUUUGUUUUUUGAGGUCAUAGGUCUCUGUUGAGUUGCCUGUUAAGUGCUUUGACUGGUUUUGAUGCUUCCCUCUUUGCGCAUUCAGUGUAGACAUGAGUAAAGGGGCAGGCAGGCCGGAGCCAGACUUCCACCUAUGACAGAGCAGCUUCACCCUCUGGAUAAUCUUUUCAGUUCUCUGUCCAUUUUAACACAGGGAGGGUUUAUUUAUACCGAAAGUUCACUAGACUUUGCAGCACUUUUGUUUUGUAUAUCUAUCUUGUGAAAAUAAAAUCUUGCCCUCUGA
Messenger RNA from Seriola dumerili (greater amberjack), 2416 nucleotides. It is a transcript of the gene chmp1a, whose product is annotated as charged multivesicular body protein 1A. NCBI's taxonomy places the organism in Eukaryota, Metazoa, Chordata, Actinopteri, Carangiformes, Carangidae. The transcript has 7 exons. The record is from RefSeq and is a predicted model, not a curated record. Gene Ontology annotation, biological process: protein transport; endosome transport via multivesicular body sorting pathway; late endosome to vacuole transport. Gene Ontology annotation, cellular component: multivesicular body; ESCRT III complex. Bases 107 to 700 code for a protein of 197 amino acids.